Durio zibethinus is the source of this 1899-nucleotide messenger RNA. Its product is annotated as cytochrome P450 87A3-like. The record is from RefSeq and is a predicted model, not a curated record. Lineage: Eukaryota; Viridiplantae; Streptophyta; Magnoliopsida; Malvales; Malvaceae. Gene Ontology annotation, biological process: brassinosteroid biosynthetic process; brassinosteroid homeostasis; multicellular organism development. Gene Ontology annotation, molecular function: oxidoreductase activity, acting on paired donors, with incorporation or reduction of molecular oxygen; monooxygenase activity; iron ion binding.
AGUUCGCCGUCGCCGUCAAAGAUUCCCACCGUCUAAGGUAAUACAAAAUGGUCCUUUUCCUUCCUGGCUUUUGCUCAGAUCGAUCCACCUAUAAGACCGAUGCAGAUAAAUGCCAUAUGUCCACACAAAUCCUCAGAACCAUAGUUCUAAUCGUCAGACUCUUAGCCAUAUACAGCUAAUUAGAAUGUGGGCGGCGGUUCUUUGCCUUAUAGCUUUGCUUGCUGUUGGGAUUAGCCGUUGGUUGCAUGGUUGGGCAAACCCCAAGUGUGAGAAUGGGAUACUGCCUCCCGGAUCAAUGGGCUUUCCCAUCAUUGGCGAGACAAUUGAGUUCUUCUCUCCCUAUUUUUUUUACGAUAUCCCACCAUUCAUCAAGAAAAGAAUGCAAAGAUAUGGGCCGGUUUUUCGGACUAGCUUAGUUGGUCGAAAGGUUAUUGUAUCAACCGAUCCUGAAAUCAACCAUGAAAUCUUUCAACAAGAAAACAAGUCCUUCUUAAUCUGGUAUACAAAGACUUUCAUAGAAGUUUUUGGCCAACAAAGCCUGGUUGCACACCAUGGGAUGGUUCACAAGUACCUCAAGAACUUGAUCCUUCAGCUUGUUAGCCCUGAAAACCUCAAGGGAAAGCUACUUUAUGAAAUCGACAAAGCGACCCGCAAACAUCUUAAUUCCUGGGCUAGCCUUGGCACCAUCGAUGUGAAAGAAGGAUCUGGCGAGAUGAUAUUUGAAUAUUUUGCCAAGAAACUCAUUGGCUAUGAAGAAGAAACGGCUUCAAACAAGAAACUGAGAAAUAAUUUCCAAGCCUUCAUUGAUGGUCUUAUCUCAUUUCCUUUAAACAUCCCCGGAACUGUUUAUCAUGCAUGUUUGCGGGGUCGUAAAAAUGCAUGCAAGGUGAUUAAAGAUAUAUUUGAAAAGAGGAAGGCAUCAAAAUUUCCUCACAAUGAUUUCUUAGAUCAUUUACUCAAUGAGGUUGAAUCCCAAGACUCAUAUUUAAACGAGCAAAUGGCUAUAGAAUUGGUCUUUGCCCUUCUCUUCGCUACUUACGAGACUACUUCUGCAGCCAUCACGUUAGCAAUCAAGUUUAUUUCUGAUCAUCCUAAAGUCCUGGAAGAAUUGACGAAGGAACAUGAGGCUAUUCUUAGAAGCCGAGAUAACGAGAAUUCUGAACUUACAUGGCAGGAGUAUAAAUCAAUGACUUUCACACAUAUGGUUAUCAAUGAAACAGUUAGACUAGCAAAUAUUGUCCCAGGAAUUUUCAGAAAAGUGAUGAAAGAUGUCGAGAUGAAAGGCUACACGAUUCCAGCAGGUUGGACGGUGAUGGUUGUCCCAGCAGCUGUUCAUUUGAGUCCUGGAAAAUACGAGAACCCACUUGAAUUUAACCCCUGGAGAUGGGAGGGAAAAGAGUUGCACGUCGGGUCCAAGACUUUCAUGGCCUUCGGUGGAGGUAUAAGGCUUUGUGUUGGAGCUGACUUUGCGAAGCUUCAGAUGGCCAUUUUCAUCCAUUAUAUCGUCACCAAAUACCGGUGGACAGUAAUGAAAGGAGGGGACAUCGCUCGAAAGCCUGGUCUGACAUUUCCAAAUGGACUUCACAUCAAAAUCUCGGAGAAGCAGGCCAUGCCGAGAAGCUUUUGAGUUAAGAAGAUGCAAAUUACAAGGGAUUAGCGCAGAAACAGAAUUCUGCUACAAUGGCCUUUAAUUGAGUACUUCUGCAGUUAUGAUUAUCUGAUUUCUCCAAUCAAUUCCCAGCCUUUUUCUCUUUUCUCCCCUCUCCAAUUGUCUGCUUAUGAAAUUUAUGGUGUGCAAUGGAUGAAGCCGAAUGGGCUAUGAAAAUAAACUCGUCUCCAAACCUCUAGCUUAGUCAAAAGUUUUCAAAUGGAUCCUGGUACAAAUAAAAAAAAUAUUUU